Prorocentrum cordatum is the source of this 2743-nucleotide messenger RNA. Lineage: Eukaryota; Dinophyceae; Prorocentrales; Prorocentraceae. The record is from the annotation of a GenBank genome assembly.
GAGCCUGCGCGCUGCUGCUCCCGACGGGCAUGAGACGAAGUUCAAGAAGACGGACAACGACGAGGAGUACGAGUCGCUGCCGACGUACCCGCCGAGGCCCAGCUUCAAGGCGUUCAAGAACGCACUGCGACCGGCCUCCCAAGUGGUGGUGUUCGAAGGCUGCCCGAACGAUCCGUACCGCGCGAGCUCGACGCCUCUCUACCAGACGAGCACCUUUCGCUCGCCCUCCGCCAGCGAGUUCGGCGCGUACGACUACACGCGCAGCGGGAAUCCCACAAGGACGGCGCUGGAGAAGCACGUGGCCAUGCUCGACCACGCCGCAGCGAGCUUCGCAUUCACCAGCGGCAUGGCCGCCCUGGGGCAGGUUGUCAACUUGGCGAGGGGCGGAGAGAUGUUGUGCGGAAGCGACAUCUACGGUGGGAUGUACCGAUUGGUGACCAAAGUGGCAACGAGAAGCGGCGUGACGCCCAGGUUCGUGGACACUACGAACCUUGCCGCCGUUCGGAGAAUUGUUGAGGAGAGUCCACCCGGACGUAUCAAGGUGCUGCACCUCGAGACACCCUCCAACCCAUCACUGCGGAUAACCGACAUCGAGGAAGUUGCCAGGAUCUGCCAUAGCAGGGACAUCUGGGUGUCUGUCGAUGCCACUGCUAUGGGGCCGCUGCUCAUGCGCCCGCUCGACCUCGGCGCUGAUCUGGUCGUUCACUCAGCUACCAAGUGGAUUAGCGGGCAUGCGGACACGAUGGGCGGGAUCGUAUCCGUGGGCAAUGAUCAGCUCGCUGGCGAGAUCGCGUACAGCCAGAACGCAGAGGGCACAGCGCUGGCCCCGUUCGAUUGCUGGCUGCUGCUCAGGGGGAUCAAGACCCUGGCGGUCAGGCAGAACUGCAGCGUUGCCAACGCGAGGGAGGUCGCGGCGUUCUUGCAUGGGCACCCGAGGGUCACGAAGCUCUUCUGGCUGUUCACCAGGCCUCGCCAGGGCCACGGCUUCGAGAGCAGCUUCCUCAUCGACCGCUUGCGGAGGGCGUCCACCAGAGCGGCCCUGCUUCUCGUGCCCCUGUCGGUACCGCUGGCGUGGUUGAUGAAGCGGUUCCAGCAGCUGGAGGCCGUGAAGGCCUUCGACAAGAUGAUCGUGGGGAGGCUAAGCUUUCCCAUGUCCGUGCGCUGGUGGGUCCGGGCAGGCGUGCAGGCCUCGACGAAGCUGCAGCUGUCGGCGAGCGAGGCCGAGACUCACAGGAGGCAGGCGGAGGGACCGGGGGCGCUCAUCUCGUUCGAGACGGGCGACGUCGAGCUCUCGCGCCGGCUGUGCGAGGCGCUGAGGAUCUUCAAGAGUCGGGGGGCCUGCGCCGUCUCCGAAGAGGACCCGCUGCUUUCAUGCAUACAGGGGAACCUCCGGGGUCGGCGGAUCACCGUAUCCUUCGGCAGCGUGAACUCUCUCGUUGAGAUGCCGCGCACCAUGUCGCAUGCGAGCAUCCCGCACGACGACACGCUUCAGACGGAGCCGCUCGCAGCCGAUCUUGUCCGGUUGAGCGUGGGGAUCGAAGACAUUCGUGACCUCAUCGACGAUCUGAGGCAAGCAUUCGACGUCGCCGAGAAGUUGGGAACCAUGGGCUUGGACGUCGAGAGCGUGAAAGAGGUCCUGCGGGGCGCCGGCGUUUACGUCUCUGCGGGCUGCGCGGCCACGCAGGGACGCUUCAAGCGGAAGCUGGCCAUCGACACGAGCCUGCAGGCGUCGCCGCUCGUUGAGCUUGCAGCCCUUGUGGUGGCGUGGACGUCGUUCUCCAUGGGUUACUCUCUGGAGUGCUACGUGGUGGUGCGGGUUCUCUUGAGUGCCAUGGAGCGCUACUUGGUGGACCUGAUCUACCUGGGCGGUGCGGAUCUACAGGGUGGAUUGAUUCCUGGAGGCGGGGAUGCGCAGUGCCCCAUGGAGUAUUACCUGGCGGUGCGGAUCUUCCUUGCGCAGCUCUUCCUGGCGGAGGAGGUCUUUGCGGCGGUCUACCUCGCGGUGCGGAUCUUCAUGGUGAACCUCGCCCUGGGGCAGUUCUCCAUGGCGUACAACCUGGCGGUGCGGAUCCUCAGCGUGAAGUGUUUCCUGAUGCUGGCCGGGUGCUACUUGGAGGCGCGGAUCUUCCUGGCGGAGGGCUCCCUGGAGGGCAACGUGGUGGUGCGGAUCUUCUUGGUGGAGUGUACGUACCUGGGCUGGCUGAGCCACUUGUACCAGAUAGACCCCAUCACCGUGAGGUUGGUUACGAAGGGCGAGCUCCAGGGCCUCUCGGGCGGCUGCCUCGUGGUGGCUGGGGAGGCCUGGCCGCUGGCGGACAUCCUCGGGGCCUCCGCGGGCGGCGCGGGCGCGGUGGAGGUAGCGCGCUUCGCGAAGGUCGGCCCGGAGCCCGCGCACGGCCCGGGCAGCGCUCUGCGGCCCCCGGCCUGGAGGUCGGCGGACCCGCGCCCCCGGAGGCUCACGAGGCACGCCCUGCGCGCGGACUCCGCCGAGGCCGCCGCCGGCUGGGUCGGGAGGAUCAACGACGCGGUCCGCACGGGCGGGCGCCGGCGCGCAGAGUCUGGCGGCCACCCCAAGAGGCUCCUGUGCAUCGUGAACCCCGCGGCCGGCAGGGGGCGCGGCGAGCAGCUCUUCCGCUCGGAGGCGGCCCCAGUGCUGGAAGCCGCCGGGGUGGAGUUCACCCUGAAGAUGACGGGCGCCGCUGGAGCGGCGACCGUCAUUUCGGGGCUCGAGACGAGGACGUGA